Cyclocybe aegerita is the source of this 867-nucleotide messenger RNA. The record is from the annotation of a GenBank genome assembly. NCBI's taxonomy places the organism in Eukaryota, Fungi, Basidiomycota, Agaricomycetes, Agaricales, Hemipholiotaceae.
AUGAAGGAGCCUCCGUUCACUCCAGAAAGAAGGAAGUCGUCGCCUCAUGCUGAAUCAUUCGUGCAAUCCCCCUAUUUCUCUCCUCGAAAGGGUCGGAUUCCAGAAUUCGGAGAUUGCGACAGACAAUCUGCGCGUGAUGAUUCACCGAGGACGUCUUUGCCGCUGACGCACGACUUGGAAAACCCCUCGACUUUCUCCUGCCACUCUCAGAAAGCCGAUCCUCUCGAAGCAAAUGGCAUGGAUAGCCUAAUGAAUCGCUUAUUUUUGGCGAAACCCACACUAAUUCAAGAGCAGAUCGCUGAUGACCCAUGGAAACUCCUGGUUGCAGUUACCCUCCUCAAUAAGACUGCCGGCAAACUUGCGAUUCCGGUGUUUUGGAAUAUCAUAGAUAGGUGGUCCACUCCGCUUGAACUUUCUCGAGCAGACGAAGAAGAGCUGAUAUCAAUCCUUCGACAGCUCGGGACCCAGACUGUUCGUGCUAAACGGUUGAUCUCCCUCUCUAGAUUAUAUCUUCAAGACCCACCGUCCUCGUAUGACCCUCGUCCAUCUCGAGCCUCUUCUCCGUCAAAACGGGAGUCUAGGUUUUUCCAGCUGCCCAAAGUCCGCUACACUGCAACACCUAUAUCGCAUCUUCCAGGUGCCGGAUCCUACGCUCUUGAUUCUUAUCGUAUCUUUUGUACUUCACAUGAGAAUCCUCUCUCGGAAGAAUGGAAAUCGGUCCUGCCUACUGACAAGGAACUGGUACGCUAUCUGAAGUGGAAGUGGGCAUAUGCUAGAAAGAGGCAGUGGUCUCCCAAUAAAGGUGUCCUAGGUUGCAUCACCCUUGAGUACAUCGCUUCACUGAUCAAGGAGCUUGAGAACAAGUAG